UCUACUGCUAGCUACAUAAUGGUAUUGUCAUUAACACGAUGGGUCGGAAAAGUAGCUGUGGUAACCGGCGCUAGUGCCGGUAUAGGUGCAGCUACAGCAUCGCAGCUCGUGCGAAGUGGAAUUUUGGUGGCAGGAUUAGCCAGAAGAGUGGAACGCAUCGAAAAACUCGCUGCAAGCUUAGAGGGUUCUAAGGGAAAACUAUAUGCGUUUAAAUGCGAUAUCACAAAUGAAGAAGAAGUAAUAGCAGUUUUCAAAGAAAUCAAUGACACUAUAGGCACUAUUCAGAUCUUAAUCAACAAUGCUGGGUUAGGUCAACCGACCGAUUUAAUUGAUGGAGAUUCUAAAAUGUGGAGAACAUGCAUUGAUACAAAUGUAUUUGGUUUAUGUGUGGCUACAAGAGAAGCGAUAAAGUACAUGAAAGCCGCGGAGGUGGAAGGACAUGUGGUGCAUGUAAAUAGUACUGCAGGUCAUGUGGUUUAUAAUAUUCCAAAGUUCAAUGUGUAUGGAGCAACCAAGUAUGCCGUUACAGCGUUGGCGGAAACGUUGAGAAGAGAAAUAAAUAUGAAAAAGCUACCUGUCAGAAUUACGAGUGUCAGUCCAGGUUAUGUAUCAACGGAAUUCACAUUUGUUGCUUAUGGACAAGAAACGUUUGAUAUGCCAUCUUUAAAACCAGAAGAUGUAGCUGAUGCGAUUAAAUAUACUUUAUCUACACCACAAACCGUAAAUAUUAAGGAAAUUAAUUUAGAGGCCUAUGGAGCAACACUUUAAGAAGAGUUAAUUGCCUAGACCAUAAUCCUUCAAUCGCAAACAAAAACUUUGUCAGGUUACUUCAGCACUUAGAUAAAGUAUAAGGCGAUGGUAUAACACAAGUGAAAACUAAAAAAACAAAUGUUAAGUUGUUUUUAGAUUUGAUUCUCUGAAUUAUUAGUUUAUAAAUUUGAUUACAUUAUACUAUGCUGUAUUUACACAUUCACGUGCAAUAUAUAGAAAAAA
Anthonomus grandis grandis is the source of this 993-nucleotide messenger RNA. RefSeq names its product farnesol dehydrogenase-like. The record is from RefSeq and is a predicted model, not a curated record. NCBI's taxonomy places the organism in Eukaryota, Metazoa, Arthropoda, Insecta, Coleoptera, Curculionidae. Gene Ontology annotation, molecular function: oxidoreductase activity. The coding region runs from base 19 to 768 and encodes 249 amino acids. The transcript has 5 exons.